CCGCUAAGCGGAGGCCGGAAGUGUUGUUUGCAGCGUCUCUGGGAGUGGAAGGGAGUUGGUAGCGGCAGUCAGGGAAGCGAGGAGUUCCCUGAAGCGCUCGGGUUCUCGCGGCUGAGCAGGGAUUUAACCGCCACCAUGUCGAGCAAAAGAGCAAAGACCAAGACCACCAAGAAGCGCCCCCAACGCGCAACCUCCAAUGUGUUUGCCAUGUUUGACCAGUCACAGAUUCAGGAGUUCAAGGAGGCCUUCAACAUGAUCGAUCAGAACAGAGAUGGUUUCAUCGACAAGGAAGACUUGCAUGAUAUGCUUGCCUCCCUGGGGAAAAAUCCAACUGAUGAGUAUCUGGACGCCAUGAUGAAUGAGGCUCCAGGUCCCAUAAAUUUUACCAUGUUUCUCACGAUGUUUGGUGAAAAGUUAAAUGGCACCGAUCCAGAAGAUGUCAUCAGAAACGCUUUUGCUUGCUUUGAUGAAGAAGCAACUGGCACCAUUCAGGAGGAUUACCUGCGAGAGCUGCUGACCACGAUGGGAGAUCGGUUUACGGAUGAGGAAGUGGACGAGCUGUACAGAGAAGCACCUAUUGACAAAAAGGGGAAUUUCAAUUACAUUGAGUUCACGCGCAUCCUUAAACAUGGAGCGAAAGACAAAGAUGACUGAAAAGAACUUCAAAUUCCAGCCAAACUUUCCUUGUUGCUACUUUGGGUAUUUCUGAGACUUUCUCUUAGAGCCUAUUGCAUGCCCUUAGCUUUACAGCUUUUGCCUUUCUUGUUGUAUUUAUUCUCAACCAUUUGGGGCACAUGCAUCUCUAUAAUCAGACUGGAAAUGGGACUUUUUGUCAUUUUCAGAAUAGAAAAUAGGGUAGUUUAACUUACCCCUACCUUCCCCUCCCCCAUAACUGCAGUCUACAAAGAGUCGAUAUAUUUUUUCAGAGAAGGUUAUUCACUCAAUUUUUUCUGAACCAUAAUUAAACUUUAUGAUAGAAA
Molecule: messenger RNA, 980 nt
Organism: Mesoplodon densirostris (Blainville's beaked whale)
Lineage: Eukaryota; Metazoa; Chordata; Mammalia; Artiodactyla; Ziphiidae
Gene: MYL12B
Product: myosin light chain 12B
Exons: 4
Coding region: 136-654 (172 amino acids)
Biological process (GO): platelet aggregation
Cellular component (GO): cytoplasm
Molecular function (GO): calcium ion binding
Source: RefSeq, a predicted model, not a curated record